AUGAAAGAGAUAGUAGCAUUCCCAGAUUCCUUCUCUUUCAGGGCCUGCGCUUUCCUCUCCUUCUUCUCCCUCUCCUCAUCAGAAACCUCCACAGGCUCGGGCUCCGGCACUUUUCCAGGCCUCUUAUCCUCCUUUUUGGGUUCGGUCUCCACUGCCGCCGGCCUUUUCCUCUCUGGAGACCCACCAUUGGAUGCCGUGGGCAUUUCCACAUCCUGCUCAGAGUCCCUCGUUCAAAUUAUUGGGGUUCUUCUGAAUAUCCUGCAGCAUCUUCACAAAAUCGGGCUGCUGGAGGAAACCCCGGGUGCCGGGGUCACUCGCCAGCUUGACCCACAUCUCCGGCCCGAACGCCUCCCCGAAAGGGCUCGCGCCCGGCCCUCCCCGAGGAUGCCUCGAGCUCCGGGCCCAGGCGGCCUCCGCAUCGGCGAGCCCGGACUUGAGGGCCUCGUUGUUGGGGUCUAUCUCGAGGCCCUUCCGGUAGGCCGAGACGGCCUCGCCGUAGUUGAGGAGGCCCAUAUGAGCCGCGCCGAGGCGCGAGAAGCCCUUUCCCCAGUCGGGCUUGAGCUCGACAGUCUUCUGCGCGUCGGAAAGGGCAUCGGAGAAUUUUCCGAGGGAAGCGUAGGCCGCGGAUCGGUUGGAGUAGAGAACGUGGUUGCCGAUUGCGUCGGUGAAGUGGCGGACGGCGCCGUCGUAGUCGCCGGCGGAGAAGGCGGCGUUGCCUCUGGCCUUAGCUUCGUCGGCCAUACUCGGAUGAAAUUGGGGGAUCUGAUUGGAUCUUGGGAAUUGGGAAUGAAUGAAAAUAGACCAUUCUCACAAGUGAUUCCAGAAAAUCUUGAACCUGCAAUAUCCCUAAGGGAGAAAAAUGCAUCACUUUCUUUGGGCACGGUGGAUACAAUCCCUCUGCAACCGAGUAAUUAUCUUAGCAUAGUGGAAUCCAGCUCCUCCAGACAAGAAUUUGUCCAUAACCAAAGCUCUCCUGGGGAAGCAAUCCAGCAACAAAAUCCUCACACUGUGGUCACCCCUAUUCUAGCAGCUAUGGAUUGCACUAACACUGAGAUAAUGCAGACAGAUCCACAAUAUCCUCACAAAGAGUUGGCUCUAGCUGUGAAGGACAGUAAUUUAGCACCUCAGGAGGAUUCUGUCUCCAAACUAAAAACCUGGAAAAGAGCAGGCAAUAAGGAAGGAAGGCUGCAAAGAAAACAAAUGACAGGAAAGGAACUGUCCCAGCUGCAAGGACUAAAGAGAGGCAGACAAGAUCCCACCAGCAAUGGCCACCUUUGGGUCAAGGAUCUUACCUACACUGACACCGACCAAUGGGAUGAAGCAAAGAUUAGGGAGCUGGUGGAGGCAGAAGACUGUCAAGCAAUCCUAGACAUCCAAUCACUAAACCCCCACACAAUGGACAAGUGGUGCUGGAAAAUGGGAGUGAAGGGAAAAUUUUCAGUGGCCUCUUCAUAUAAUUUUGAGUUUUAUGACUCCCAACUUGCUGUUUGA
Messenger RNA from Striga asiatica, 1491 nucleotides. NCBI's taxonomy places the organism in Eukaryota, Viridiplantae, Streptophyta, Magnoliopsida, Lamiales, Orobanchaceae. The record is from the annotation of a GenBank genome assembly.